Ahaetulla prasina is the source of this 1414-nucleotide messenger RNA. RefSeq names its product ST8 alpha-N-acetyl-neuraminide alpha-2,8-sialyltransferase 3 (gene ST8SIA3). Gene Ontology annotation, biological process: N-glycan processing; oligosaccharide metabolic process. Bases 218 to 1360 code for a protein of 380 amino acids. The record is from RefSeq and is a predicted model, not a curated record. NCBI's taxonomy places the organism in Eukaryota, Metazoa, Chordata, Lepidosauria, Squamata, Colubridae. The transcript has 6 exons. Gene Ontology annotation, molecular function: alpha-N-acetylneuraminate alpha-2,8-sialyltransferase activity.
GCAACCUAACUCUGAAGGACAGAGUGGGACCUCCUUCCUCCAUUGUCAAGUUGCAUAGACCCUGGAAACCUAGGGUCCAACCAAGCCUGAUUGCCAUCAACUGGGUCUGGAGGCGUGGCCUGGCGGGGAAAGAGUCAGGGGACGGAGGCCUCAUUAUCUCUUCCUGGCCUGCCUCUGGCUCCUGGAGCUGAGCCAGGGAAGCCGGUGCUCCCGAGGUAUGCGAAGCUGCAAGAUGGUCAGAGUGGUAAGUGUUCUGGGGCUAGUGAUGGUCAGCGUGGCUCUCUUGAUUUUGUCCUUGAUCAGCUACGUGUCCCUGAAAAAAGACAAUAUCUUCACCACUCCCAAAUAUGCCAACACGGGAGUGCCGAGAAUGUACAUGCUCCAUGCCGGAUUUAGGUCACAGUUUGCUCUGAAGUUCCUUGAUCCUUCCUUUGUACCCAACACAAAUUCCUUGAAUCAGGAGAUGCAGGACAAGUCACCCAAGUGGACAUUCAACAGAACAGCAUUCUUACAACAAAGACGAGAAAUCCUCCAACACGUUGACGUGAUCAAAAACUUUUCUUUGACAAAGAGCAUGGUACGGAUUGGACAGCUGAUGCACUACGAUUAUUCCAGCCAUAAGUACGUCUUCUCCAUUAGCAACAGCUUCCGCUUGUUGCUUCCAGAUGUCUCGCCGAUUCAGAACAAGCACUACAACAUUUGCGCUGUUGUGGGAAACAGCGGGAUUCUUCUCGGCAGUCAGUGCGGGCAGGAAAUAGACAAAUACGAUUUUGUUUUCCGUUGCAAUUUUGCACCCACCGAAGCAUUCCAGAAAGACGUUGGGAGAAAAACCAACAUCACCACUUUUAACCCGAGCAUUCUGGAGAAGUAUUACAACAACCUUUUGACCAUUCAAGAUCGCAAUAACUUUUUUCUAAGCUUGAAGAAACUGGAUGGAGCUAUUCUCUGGAUCCCGGCUUUUUUCUUCCAUACGUCAGCCACUAUUACCAGAACUUUGGUAGACUUCUUUAUUGAGCAUCGAGGACAAUUAAAAGUCCAGUUGGCUUGGCCGGGAAAUAUAAUGCAACAUGUUAACAGGUACUGGAAAAACAAGCAUUUGGCCCCUAAGCGACUCAGCACAGGUAUCUUGAUGUAUACCCUUGCGUCUGCUAUUUGUGAUGAAAUCCACCUGUAUGGGUUUUGGCCCUUUGGCUUCAACCCAAACAAUAGAGAGGAUCUUCCCUACCACUAUUUUGACAAGAAAGGAACCAAGUUUACCACGAAAUGGCAAGAAUCCCAUCAGCUGCCCGCCGAAUUCCAGCAGCUCUUUCGAAUGCACGGCGAAGGACUGGCGAAACUGACUUUAUCCCACUGUGCCUAAGGAUUUCAUACUUGAAAUGCCAAAAGAUUGUUGCUGUUGUUUUUUUUAAAGUGG